UCCUCUGAUCGUUCGCUGGCGACGCCAAGCUCAAGGUGCGCACUGACCUCGGCGACUUUGUGAGGAGUGUGACCACCGUUCCCCUACCAGGAGCGGCAGGUGCUCCGAUUAUUGACUUCGAGGUGAGCAUGAACGGCGAAUGGGUGCCCUGGAGCAACAAGGUGCCAAUCAUCGAGGUGGAAACACACAAGGUGGCCUCGCCGGACAUUGUGGUGCCCACGCUGGACACCGUGCGCCACGAGUCGCUUCUCUACACCUGGCUGGCGGAGCACAAGCCAUUGGUGCUCUGCGGACCGCCUGGCUCCGGUAAGACCAUGACCCUGUUCUCGGCUCUUCGCGCCCUGCCGGACAUGGAAGUGGUGGGCUUGAACUUCUCGUCGGCCACCACGCCGGAGCUGCUGCUCAAGACCUUCGACCACUACUGCGAGUACCGCAAGACCCCCAACGGAGUGGUGCUCUCGCCCGUUCAGAUCGGCAAGUGGCUGGUGCUCUUCUGCGAUGAAAUCAAUCUCCCGGACAUGGACAGCUACGGCACACAGCGUGUGAUCUCCUUCCUGCGACAGCUUGUGGAGCACAAGGGCUUCUACCGGGCCAGCGACCAAGCCUGGGUGUCCCUGGAGCGCAUCCAGUUCGUAGGCGCUUGCAAUCCGCCCACCUGA
Drosophila bipectinata is the source of this 659-nucleotide messenger RNA. The record is from RefSeq and is a predicted model, not a curated record. NCBI's taxonomy places the organism in Eukaryota, Metazoa, Arthropoda, Insecta, Diptera, Drosophilidae.